CGAACAGGGCCCCGGGGUCCCAGGCCCUUUAGCCGCUCUCGCAUUUGCCUGAGCGGAAACCCAGCGCCGCCACAAGAUGGCGUCGGGCCUGGAGCUCAGGCAGCGCCGGGGACAGCCCCGAGUCACCAGGCCCCGCGACCGUCGCUGUCAGCCCCCUCCGCUGGGGAGCCCGGGGAGGGGGAGCGAACCACUGACCCCGGGGGCCUGCGGGCUGUACCACUGGCUCCUCAUCCGAGGGGACGCGAAGUCCGGAGGGCUGAACUGCCGUGUCCGCCCAGGGUCGAUUCACGCCUCUGGGAGGAGCAAAGGGUCGUGAUCACCCACCAGGACUACCCUUCCUAGAGGGGCCCUACCCUGAGAGGCCAGGCGUCCCUGUUCUUUUCUGGAAGGUUCCCUUUCCAGGAAACCCCGCCCCGUCUAGUCUGAUGCUCAGUCUGUGCAUCUGCGGAAUGGGCACACCCGUGCAUCUGUGUGGGUCCUGCUUGUCCGGGUCCGAAAGGUGGACCACUUGUUGCAACCAUGGUCGUAUUAUCCGGCAGAGUGAAAGCCUCAUACCCUGCGCUUCGCUGUCAAUCGGUCCCCAGAACCAAUGGAGGAGAACGAGGUGGAGAGCAGUAGCGACGCGGCCCCUCGGCCUGGCCAGCCGGAGGAGCCUUCUGAGAGCGGCCUGGGUGUGGGCACCUCGGAAGCUGUGUCCGCGGACAGUACGGACGCUGCGACCGCCCCAGGAUUAACGGAGGCCGAUGACUCUGGAGUGGGGCAGAGCUCAGACAGUGGCAGCCGCUCUGUGGAGGAGGUAUCCGAGAGCAUUUCAACAGAGCCCUUGCCUCAGGGCUACCUCCCUGAUUCAUCUUCUGUGUCCCGGGGACCAGUGGCAGAAGUGCCAGGUGGCCCCCCAGCCCUGGUGCAUUCCAGUGCUCUCCCAGACCCCAGCAUGCUGGUGUCUGACUGCACAGCUUCCUCUUCAGACCUAGGCUCCGCCAUUGACAAGAUCAUUGAAUCUACCAUUGGCCCGGACCUCAUCCAGAGCUGCAUCACUGUGACCAGUGGUGAAGAGGGAGGAGCUGAGACCACACAGUACCUGAUCCUGCAGGGCCCAGAUGAUGGUGCUCCCAUGGCGUCAUCAAUGUCUACUUCCACCUUGGCCAACAGUCUGGCAGCCAUUGAAGCCCUGGCUGAUGGUCCCACAUCCACAUCUACUUGCCUGGAGCCUGCUGAGCAGCCACCGGGAGAGCCUAGUUCUCUAGCACAGCCCCCAGCACCUGUUGUCGAGGAGCUGGACCUGCAGGGCCUGGAGGCCAUGAUGGAGGUGGUGGUUGUGCAGCAGUUCAAGUGCAAGAUGUGCCAGUACCGGAGCAGCACCAAGGCCACCCUGCUCCGCCACAUGCGGGAGCGGCACUUCCGCCCAGCAGCACUAGCAGUAGCAGCAGCAGCAGCUGGUAAAAGGGGACGUGUUCGGAAGUGGGGUACUUCCACCAAGACUACAGAGGAGGAGGGGCCGGAGGAAGAGGAGGAGGACGACGACAUUGUGGAUGCUGGGGCAAUUGAUGAUCUGGAGGAGGACAGUGACUACAACCCAGCUGAGGAUGAGCCCCGGGGCCGGCAGCUACGGCUUCAGCGUCCCACACCGAGUACCCCGAGACCUCGACGGAGGCCUGGCCGGCCCCGAAAGUUGCCUCGCCUAGAGACCUCAGACCUCCAUGAUGGCAUAGGAGAGCCGCUAGUGAGUUCGCAGAGCACACAGAGCCCUCCAGAGCUGCAGGAUCUCGAGGCUCCCAGCUCCUCCAACCUAAGGGCCCUGGGCAAGGUGGGGAGAGGCCUGGUGGAAACUGGUGUGAGUCAGUCAGAUGCUGAGAACGCAGCCCCGUCUUGCCAGGAUGAAGCUGAUGUCCCACCCCGCCGCCGUGGAAGACCUUCCAGGCGGUUCCUAGGGAAGAAAUACCGAAAGUACUACUACAAGUCGCCCAAGCCACUGCUCAGGCCUUACCUGUGCCGCAUAUGUGGCUCACGAUUCCUGUCCCAUGAAGACCUUCGCUUCCAUGUCAACUCCCAUGAGGCUGGUGACCCACAGCUCUUUAAGUGCCUACAAUGUAGCUACCGCUCCCGCCGCUGGUCCUCACUGAAGGAGCACAUGUUCAACCAUGUGGGCAGCAAACCCUACAAGUGUGACGAAUGCAGCUACACCAGUGUCUACCGCAAGGAUGUUAUUCGGCAUGCGGCCGUGCACAGCCAGGACCGAAAGAAGAGGCCGGAUCCGACCCCAAAGCUGAGCUCUUUCCCUUGCCCAGUGUGUGGCCGUGUGUACCCCAUGCAGAAGAGACUAACACAGCACAUGAAGACUCACAGUACGGAGAAGCCACACAUGUGCGAUAAGUGUGGAAAGUCCUUUAAGAAGCGCUACACCUUCAAAAUGCACUUGCUCACACACAUCCAGGCUGUUGCCAACCGCAGAUUCAAGUGUGAGUUCUGCGAGUUUGUUUGUGAGGACAAGAAAGCACUGUUGAACCACCAGCUGUCCCAUGUUAGCGACAAGCCCUUCAAAUGCAGCUUUUGUCCCUAUCGCACCUUCCGUGAGGACUUCCUGCUGUCUCAUGUGGCUGUGAAGCACACAGGAGCCAAGCCCUUCGCCUGUGAGUACUGCCACUUCAGCACUCGCCACAAGAAGAACCUGCGCCUGCACGUACGGUGCCGACAUGCGAACAGCUUUGAGGAGUGGGGACGGCGCCACCCUGAGGAGCCCCCAUCCCGUCGCCGCCCCUUCUUCUCUCUGCAACAGAUAGAAGAGCUGAAGCAGCAGCACAGUGCGGCCCCUGGCCCUCCCCUCAGCUCAGCAGGCCCCGAGGCCCCCCAAGAACCAGCACCUUUCCAGCCACCUGAGACUCCCCCACUACUCUGUCCUGAUGCCCUAGGUGGUGCCACAAUCAUCUACCAGCAAGGCGCUGAGGAGUCCACUGCAAUGGCCACUCAGACAGCCUUGGAUCUACUGUUGAACAUGAGCGCCCAACGAGAGCUGGGGGCCACGGCCUUGCAGGUGGCUGUGGUGAAGUCAGAGGACGUGGAGGCAGAGUUGACAUCUACUGCUAGGCAGCCUUCCUCUGAAGACACCACUCCACGGGUGGUGACACUUCAUGUGGCAGAGUCAGGGAGCAGUGUGGCAGCUGAGAGCCAGCUAGGCCCGUCUGACCUACAGCAGAUUGCCUUGCCACCUGGGCCAUUCAGUGGGGCCAGCUACAGUGUCAUCACAGCACCCCCCGUGGAGGGGAGGGCAUCAGCUUCCGGCCCAUCUUACAGGGAAGAACCUCCAGGAGAGGCAGCCCAGGCUGUGGUUGUGAGCGACACUCUCAAGGAAGCUGGCACCCACUAUAUCAUGGCAGCUGAUGGGACCCAGUUGCACCACAUUGAGUUGACUGCAGAUGGCUCCAUCUCCUUCCCAAGCCCAGAUACUCUGGCCCCUGGAACCAAGUGGCCCCUGCUGCAGUGUGGAGGGCCACCUAGAGAUGGUCCUGAGGUUCUGUCUCCAACGAAGACCCACCAUACGGGAGGCUCCCAGGGCUCUUCCACCCCACCCCCUGCAACCAGCCAUGCCCUAGGCCUGCUAGUACCCCACUCCCCACCGUCUGCAGCAGCUUCAUCAACAAAGAAGUUCUCCUGCAAGGUGUGCUCAGAGGCCUUCCCUAGCCGUGCAGAGAUGGAGAGUCACAAGCGGGCCCAUGCUGGGCCUGCUGCCUUCAAGUGCCCUGACUGCCCCUUCAGUGCUCGCCAGUGGCCCGAGGUCCGGGCGCACAUGGCACAGCACUCCAGUCUGAGGCCCCACCAGUGCAAUCAGUGUAGCUUCGCCUCCAAGAACAAGAAGGACCUCAGGCGGCACAUGCUGACACACACCAACGAGAAGCCUUUCUCAUGCCACGUCUGUGGGCAGCGUUUCAACAGGAACGGGCACCUCAAAUUCCACAUCCAGCGGCUACAUAGCAUCGAUGGUAGAAAGACUGGGACUUCUACAGCCCGAGCCCCAGCCCAGACCAUCAUCCUCAAUAGUGAAGAGGAGACACUGGCCACACUGCACACUGCCUUCCAGUCGAAUCACGGGACUCUGGGGACAGAGAGGCUACAGCAGGCACUGAGCCAGGAGCAUAUCAUUGUGGCCCAGGAACAGACAGUGGCCAAUCAGGAGGAAGCUACCUACAUCCAGGAAAUCACGGCAGAUGGCCAGACGGUACAGCAUCUGGUGACCUCAGACAACCAGGUUCAGUAUAUCAUCUCUCAGGAUGGUGUCCAGCACUUGCUGCCUCAGGAGUACGUUGUGGUCCCUGAUGGCCAUCAUAUCCAGGUCCAGGAGGGCCAGAUCACACACAUCCAGUAUGAGCAAGGCACCCCAUUCCUACAGGAGUCCCAGAUCCAGUAUGUACCUGUAUCCCCCAGCCAGCAGCUUGUCACCCAGGCUCAGCUUGAAGCUGCAGCACAUUCUGCUGUUACAGCAGUGGCUGAUGCUGCCAUGGCCCAAGCCCAGGGCCUGUUUGGCACUGAGGAGGCAGUGCCGGAACACAUUCAACAGCUGCAGCAUCAGGGCAUCGAGUACGACGUCAUCACCCUCUCGGAUGACUGAGCCUCAAAGGCCCAACGCUGAUCGUGGAUAUCGGGGCCAGCUCUCCUGGAGACUAGGGACUUUCCUGUCCUACUUAGGGCCUCCAGAUACUGGACAGUUAGUGUCCCUUGACUCCAAAGGAGCCAGACCUGUGCUCGUGGGGGGCAGCCAAGGGCUCCAGCCAGGACAUGCUGGGCGUUUCAGCCUGCUGGCAGGCUAUGGGAGAGAAAUUUAUUUUUGUUUUGAUGGACCCACUGGCUCCUGUCUCAAUAAAGGGACCAGAGUCCAGCUCUUGCAGC
This is a messenger RNA of Rattus rattus (black rat), 4881 nucleotides long. RefSeq names its product zinc finger protein 335 (gene Znf335). The transcript has 27 exons. NCBI's taxonomy places the organism in Eukaryota, Metazoa, Chordata, Mammalia, Rodentia, Muridae. Bases 590 to 4603 code for a protein of 1337 amino acids. Gene Ontology annotation, cellular component: nucleus. The record is from RefSeq and is a predicted model, not a curated record. Gene Ontology annotation, molecular function: RNA polymerase II cis-regulatory region sequence-specific DNA binding. Gene Ontology annotation, biological process: brain development; positive regulation of neurogenesis; regulation of gene expression.